GCAAUGUGGAGGAAGCUUUGAGAAUCUCCAAAGAGAUUAUACAGGCACGGACAAGCAUCCUUGGGGCUGCUCAUCCAGACACUCUAGCAGCGAGAUGCGACAUGGCUACAUACACGGCGAAUGCAGGGGACAUUGAAGGGGCGUUGAAGUUCGAAGAGAGAACACUGGAGGAUUACCGACGCAUUUUAACGGAAGAGCAUCCAGACACCGUUCGCCUCAUAGGCAGAAUAGCCAACAACUACUCUCUUCUAGGGGUGCCGCAGAAGGCGCUUUUACAUGGUGAAGAGGCAUUCAGAUUGAGCAUGCAGGUAUUUGGAAAAGAUCACCCGCACACGAAGUUGUUAGUGGAGGCGGUAGAACUAUACCGAGCAAAUGCCACUCCGCAACACAGAAUGGAAGACGAACAUGUGAGUAGUGCAGCUUCAUAG
Molecule: messenger RNA, 428 nt
Organism: Acaulospora colombiana
Lineage: Eukaryota; Fungi; Glomeromycota; Glomeromycetes; Diversisporales; Acaulosporaceae
Source: the annotation of a GenBank genome assembly